CUUCUUGAGCAACAAGAAGGAAUAGCCAUUCUCUCCCAUCAGUCGAUAUCCCUCAUCCCUUUCUCUCUCUAAAACUUUUUUCCUUCUCUCUCUAAAACACAGCACCUCUAAUGGCGUCUGCGAUGGUGGAAGACAGUAGCUUCGAAGAAGACCAACUCGCUUCAAUGUCGACCGAUGACGUACUUAGGGCUUCUAGGCUUCUCGACAACGAAAUUCGAAUCCUCAAGGAAGAGUUGCAGAGGACGAAUCUCGAACUGGAGUCGUUCAAGGAAAAGAUAAAGGAGAAUCAGGAGAAGAUCAAACUCAACAAGCAACUUCCUUAUUUGGUUGGGAACAUUGUGGAGAUUUUGGAAAUGAACCCUGAGGACGAUGCUGAGGAAGAUGGUGCAAAUAUUGAUCUUGACUCCCAAAGGAAGGGUAAAUGUGUUGUAUUGAAGACAUCCACACGCCAGACUAUCUUCCUGCCUGUGGUUGGUCUUGUUGAUCCCGAUAAGCUAAAGCCUGGGGAUUUGGUUGGGGUGAACAAAGAUAGUUACUUGAUCUUGGAUACCUUGCCAUCUGAGUAUGAUUCUCGAGUUAAGGCUAUGGAGGUUGAUGAAAAACCGACUGAAGACUACAAUGAUAUUGGAGGGCUUGAAAAACAGAUCCAAGAACUAGUUGAGGCUAUUGUUUUGCCCAUGACUCACCAAGAACGGUUUCAGAAAUUAGGGAUUCGCCCACCCAAAGGAGUGCUUUUAUAUGGACCUCCGGGCACUGGGAAAACACUAAUGGCUCGUGCAUGUGCAGCCCAAACUAAUGCUACUUUCUUGAAGCUAGCAGGUCCCCAACUUGUCCAGAUGUUCAUUGGGGAUGGAGCGAAACUUGUCCGUGAUGCUUUUCAACUUGCUAAAGAGAAAUCUCCUUGCAUCAUCUUCAUAGAUGAAAUCGAUGCUAUUGGCACAAAGCGGUUUGACAGUGAAGUUAGUGGGGAUAGGGAAGUUCAACGGACAAUGUUAGAGUUGCUCAAUCAGCUUGAUGGCUUUAGUAGCGAUGACCGGAUAAAGGUGAUAGCAGCAACCAAUAGAGCUGAUAUUUUAGAUCCUGCGCUCAUGCGUUCUGGUCGAUUGGAUCGUAAAAUUGAGUUUCCACAUCCCACUGAAGAAGCAAGAGCUAGAAUUUUGCAGAUCCACUCCCGAAAGAUGAAUGUUCACCCAGAUGUCAACUUUGAAGAGCUAGCUCGAUCUACUGAUGAUUUCAAUGGAGCACAACUGAAAGCUGUUUGUGUGGAGGCAGGCAUGCUUGCUCUUGUCAACGGCUUGACCUUUAUGCAGGUGAACCAUGAGGACUUCAAUGAAGGUAUCAUCCAAGUUCAGGCUAAGAAGAAAGCAAGCCUAAAUUACUAUGCAUAGGCCACACAUCUGAGAAGGUGGUGUGCGAGUUCAGACAUAGAAGGAAACCAAAGCUUAAAGUGAUAAAUUACUUCAGAAAAGUUGGAAUGUAUGAAGUCGUGAUGCAAGUUCAGCAAGGGAGGUGAGGUAGCAAUUGUUUUUACUUUGAAAGUUCCAAUUAUAAGACUUGAAAACUGAGUGACUGACAAUGACCCUUCUGGUUUUGUGUGGUUUUUAUGAUAAUUGUGUAAGCACACUGUAAUUAGGGGCAUAGUUAUUGAAUCUGUUAGAAACGACUAUGUUCAUCACUUGAUUUCUGGCUUGUUCCAGCUAUAUCAUCCUGUUUCGGUCAUGCCGGGCUGUCUUCCAGCCAGUAUAUGUGCAUUUUUUUGGAGGUUUUUUUAAUAUUAUGCUUUGUUUGCAUUGGUUGAAUACA
Camellia sinensis is the source of this 1803-nucleotide messenger RNA. NCBI's taxonomy places the organism in Eukaryota, Viridiplantae, Streptophyta, Magnoliopsida, Ericales, Theaceae. The record is from RefSeq and is a predicted model, not a curated record.